Messenger RNA from Cucurbita moschata (crookneck pumpkin), 1058 nucleotides. RefSeq names its product F-box protein SKIP24. The coding region runs from base 66 to 806 and encodes 246 amino acids. The record is from RefSeq and is a predicted model, not a curated record. NCBI's taxonomy places the organism in Eukaryota, Viridiplantae, Streptophyta, Magnoliopsida, Cucurbitales, Cucurbitaceae. Gene Ontology annotation, molecular function: protein binding. The transcript has 5 exons.
ACACACAAUUCAUUAGAUUUUAGGGCUUUGUACGAUCGUUCCUUUUCAUCUUCGCGAAUCCGAAAAUGUCAGAAUUGCCAGACGAGCUAUGGAGACAAAUUCUGGAAAUUGGUGUUAAGAGGUGUGAUUUCACUUACAGAGAUCUCUGUUGCAUCUCCAUCUCUUCUCGCCGACUUCGCCGCCUCUCCGACGACGAAUGUCUAUGGUCUCACCUUCUCUCCUCCGAUUACCCUUCCUCAUCUUCUUCUUUUUCAUCCUCCGACGCCUCUUCGAAGUUCCUUUACAAACUCAGGUUGGAGAGAGAUAGGUAUAAGAAGGCAGAGAAGCAUAGGAGAACAGUGUUUAGAAAGAAUAACCAAAUAAAGGCGCAUUUUAGAAGGCUUGAAGAAUUAGAGGAAGGCUUGGUGGAGGAGACCAAGAAAUUGACAAGGACCUUGACGGAAUUGUCUAAUUUACGCACGGUCAGUCACAGGGAAGCAUCAGUAGCUUUGAGAGUCUGGCAGCCAGAGGUCAUUAGGGCAAGGCAAAGGCAAAUUGUCGAACAAUGCAGCGUGUCUGUUGAUUCUCGCUUGCGGACUCUCGAUAUGGAGCUCAAGCUUUGUGAGCUACAACUUUCCAUUUCUAGGAAAGCACUUAAAGCUGAAAAACGGAGACUCGACGUAGCUAAAGAAGAGUUAGCUUCAUUGAAGUACCACCCUCUAAAGUAUUAUCAUAGAUUUGUAGAUAGCAGUAGUAGUGGACCUGGCAUCAAGAGGAGGUCAGAGGAUGUAAUAAAUAGCCAGGUAAAACAGUUACGGAGCUCGUAACUACCAGAGAUAGCAUUGCCAGUUGAAGAACGAGCCCGCGACUCAUAGACUUGUGGCUUGGUUUGGAAUUACUAAAGACUGGUAUGCAUUAACUUGAGUAGCUGAGAUGAGUGUAACUAUCAGGUGUUCUGCACUUAAUAAGAUUGAAUCAUACAUUUUAGUCAAAUGGGCAAUUCUAGAAAUAAGUAGGAAGAGUUUCAUUAAGUUUAUAUGAAGCUAUAGACCAAAGGGAAUAUUUUGUUUCAGGUUCAA